GGCUGGUCCUAAUAGUGAUUGGAAGGAAAGAACAGUGGCCUAAUUAUUGGUGCCAAUAAGCCGCCAGAAUAGUUACCUCCAUGUGAUUGCCAUACAAAAAAUGUUAAGUUCUAAACACCCAGAGACUUUACCAGCAUCGCCGGCCUUCCUAAUCCGGAUCUUGCAGGUGCGACUGCGAGAUCGGAAGCUCAGCCUGCUUGAGCAAGAUCCAUGGCUUCCGACCAGACGGUGCACAUGAAUGGAGGACAAGGGGAGACAAGCUAUGCUCGCAACUCAAGUCUACAGAACGCUGAGCAGAACAGGGUGAGGCCCCUUAUAGAGGAGGCCAUCGCCGAUCUACUCAGCGCCAGCGCCUCCUUGCCCAGAAGCAUGGUGGUCGCGGACCUGGGAUGUUCCUCCGGCCCAAACGCGCUCGCUUUGGUGUCGAUCUGCGUUGACGCCAUCCGCAGCCAGCGUCUUCGUUCCCGGCAGCCACCGGUAGAAGUCUGCGUCUUCCUCAACGAUCUUCCUGACAACGACUUCAACAUGGUGGUGAAGAGUUUGGUCACGUUCCAGCAAAGCCACAAGUCGGUCGUUACCGGUGUUAUGCCAGGGUCAUUCUACGGGAGGCUCUUCACCAGUGGCUCCUUGCAUCUCGUCUGCUCGGCCAAUAGCCUGCACUGGCUCUCUGAGGCUCCUGAAGAACUGAGGAGGAACAAGAUCCCGGCAUACGACAUCGACGAGCAUGUCAGGCGAGGAAGACGGAGUGUGGUCAUUGGAGCCUACGCACGGCAGUUCAGGAAAGAUUUCACCCUUUUCCUUGAGCUGAGAGCCAAAGAAUUGGUCGCGGGGGGUCGAUUGGUUGUUUCCCUCGCGGGGAGGCGCUCUGAAGAACCUGCUGCUGAAUCCACUCAUGCCUGGGAAUCAGUGGCUCUUAUAUUAAGUGAGAUGACCUCAAAGGGCAUGGUUAACAGAGCAAAGUUUGAUAGUUUCUACAUACCGAUAUACGGACCUUCGGAUGUAGAGCUGAGGGAAAUCAUUCAAGCGGAGGGUUCGUUUUCGAUAAGAGAGAUGCAAGUGCAUGAGCCUACAAGCAAUGUGGAAAGCACUCUGAUCUCCCCGAGCAAGAUAGCCAAUCUGUUAAGAGCUGGAUUUGAGCCGAUAAUAGUCCAGCAUUUUGGGUCGUCUGAAGAGAUCAUGGAUGGAUUUGUGAGGGCUGCGGAACAACGUUGGAGCCGGCAUGGCAGCUUGGAAGAGGAGAUGGCUGGAAACCCCAGAGUUAUGUUGGUUGUGUCUCUAAAAUUGAAUGUAUAACAUGUUAACACAUGCGUAACAGCUUUCUUCGGAGAAUGUAUAUGUGCUAUUUUUUCUAUUUA
Hordeum vulgare subsp. vulgare (domesticated barley) is the source of this 1355-nucleotide messenger RNA. RefSeq names its product probable jasmonic acid carboxyl methyltransferase 2. Gene Ontology annotation, molecular function: S-adenosylmethionine-dependent methyltransferase activity. Lineage: Eukaryota; Viridiplantae; Streptophyta; Magnoliopsida; Poales; Poaceae. The transcript is spliced from 4 exons. The record is from RefSeq and is a predicted model, not a curated record. Bases 211 to 1293 code for a protein of 360 amino acids. Gene Ontology annotation, biological process: methylation.